ACCUCUUCCGGGUCAGUCAAAAUGCCUAUGAAAAAAAAGGGGAAGAAGAAGGUAGCAGCAGCCCCUUUGGUGGCCAAAAAAGCUGCAGAACCCAAGAAAGUUGUUAACCCCCUGCUGGAGAAAAGACCACGAAACUUUGGAAUUGGUCAAGAUAUUCAGCCUAAGCGUGACUUGAGUCGCUUUGUAAGAUGGCCCAAAUACAUCCGACUCCAGCGUCAACGAGCAGUGUUGAUGCAGAGACUGAAGGUUCCCCCUCCCAUCAACCAGUUCAGUGGAUCACAGACUCUGGACAAACAGACAGCAACUCAGCUGUUCCGUCUGAUGGACAAGUAUAAGCCUGAAUCCAAACAACAGAAGAAGGCUCGUCUAAAGGCCAGGGCCGAGGAGAGAGCCGCAGGAAAGGAGGACAAGCCUACUAAACGACCCCCAGUGAUGAGGUCAGGAGUCAACACAGUGACAGCCCUUGUAGAGCAGAAGAAAGCUCAGCUGGUCGUCAUUUCUCACGAUGUUGACCCUAUUGAGAUUGUGAUCUUCUUACCAGCCCUGUGCAGAAAGAUGGGAGUGCCCUACUGCAUAGUCAAAGGAAAAGCCAGACUGGGACGUGUUGUUCACAGGAAAACUGCUACAUGUCUGGCCUUCACAAAUGUCAAUUCAGAAGACAAAAAUGCCCUAAAUAAACUGUGUGAAGCUGUCAAGACCAACUUCAACGACAGAUUUGACGAGAUCCGCCGACACUGGGGAGGUGGACAGAUGGGUAACAAGUCUCAAGCCCGCAUUAACAAACUUGAAAAAGCUAAAGCUCGUGAACUGGCCCAGAAAAUGGGUUAGAAGUGCAAAUAAAUUAUGGCUGAAUAGUG
Magallana angulata is the source of this 857-nucleotide messenger RNA. Its product is annotated as 60S ribosomal protein L7a-like. The record is from RefSeq and is a predicted model, not a curated record. Gene Ontology annotation, cellular component: ribonucleoprotein complex. Bases 22 to 828 code for a protein of 268 amino acids. The transcript is spliced from 6 exons. Gene Ontology annotation, biological process: ribosome biogenesis. Lineage: Eukaryota; Metazoa; Mollusca; Bivalvia; Ostreida; Ostreidae.